CGGCAGAGGAAAAGCAGUCAACCACAUAAAGCCUAUCUCUCUCUCUCUCUCUCUCCCUCUCCCCCCUACCUCGGAGCAACGGUUUAAACCAACCCUUCUCUCUCUCUGUCUCUCUCUCUCUUUCCCAAAUUCGCUCCAUACCAAAGAAAGAAAAAAAUGGCGGUUCAUAUUCACAACCCUAACGUUUUCCACACUCAUCAACGCCGAUUAUCUCAUACCUCGUCCUCUGCAUCACCUGCUUCAUAUCUCUUUUGCAGACACUCACAUGCAAAAUAUCCCCGAUUCAUCUGCAAAUCUAAUAACCAAGAUGACUAUCUCAUUGAUGCUCCUGUUUCUGUUGGAGAUGGGUUCUCGUUCAGUGGAGGUUUAUAUUAUAACCAUUUACUUCAUUCUAUCUUUUUUCUUAUUAAUUGGAAAAAUAUCGUUUUCAUCGCAGGAAAGUAUUCAGAUCAACCAAGUCCAUCAGAUGAAUGGUUAAAGCAAGGAAAAUGGGUUAAAGCUCAUCGAGUUGGUGGAUCUGGUGUAGAAGCUAAAGAUCCGAUUUUCGGACUCACAAUGGGAGCUAGCUCUCAAGCUUCAAAAGAUGUUUUCCGAUGGUUUUGUGUAGAAUCAGGGAAUCUAGACAGUCCUCCUGUUAUAUUGAUCCAUGGAUUCCCAUCUCAGGCUUACUCUUACCGGAAAGCCCUUCCCGUGCUUUCAAAGAACUACCGCGCCAUUGCUUUCGAUUGGCUAGGUAACUUUUCACCUGAAAACGUUUCUUUGUUAAAGACCCACUUGCUGAAUAUUUUUAUGACAGGAUUUGGAUUUUCUGACAAGCCUCAGGCUGGAUAUGGAUUCAACUAUACAUUGGACGAGUUUGUUUCGUCACUUGAAUCAUUCAUUGAUGAAGUAACUACCAGUGAGGUGUCACUUGUCGUGCAGGGUUACUUCUCAACUGCUGCGGUAAAGUACGCAAGAAACAGACCAGAGAAGAUCAAGAAUCUCAUACUCUUGAAUCCUCCUCUUACUCCAGAACAUGCUAAACUUCCAUCAACCUUGUCUGUAUUCAGCAACUUUUUGCUAGGGGAGAUAUUCUCUCAGGAUCCUCUAAGAGCUAGUGACAAGCCUUUGACGAGCUGUGGUCCUUACAAAAUGAAAGAAGACGAUGCAAUGGUUUACCGAAGACCUUAUCUUACCUCAGGUUCUUCUGGUUUUGCCCUUAACGCCAUCAGCAGAGCCAUGAAGAAGGAGCUUAAGGGCUAUGCAGAAGAGAUGAGGACAUCACUGAUGGAUAAAAACUGGAAAAUCCCGACCACCGUGUGCUGGGGACAACGAGACAAGUGGCUAAGCUAUGAAGGAGUUGAAGACUUCUGCAAGUCUUCGGGACAUAAACUCAUCGAACUACCAAUGGCUGGCCAUCAUGUACAAGAGGAUUGUGGAGAGGAGCUUGGAGGAAUAAUCUCAAGAAUCAUAAGCAAAGCUGCUCUUCCCUAACUGGAGCUACUCCACAAGAAGAUUAAAAAAACGUAAAGAGUCCUGAACAAACAAUUUGUAAAAACUCAGCUUUAUUUCACAAUCUUGUGUACUUCCUGUGGUACAUAUAUAAGUCACCAGUAAUAUUUUUUCUCUAAACUUUGAGGCUCUAUAAAGUGGGAGAUAGAAAAAUCCACAUAAAUCUCCGGUUCUCAAGUACAAAUUUGUAACAUCCUAGCUACAUGUAUACCUCCAGUAAUUGGUA
This is a messenger RNA of Eutrema salsugineum, 1717 nucleotides long. RefSeq names its product haloalkane dehalogenase 2. The coding region runs from base 157 to 1473 and encodes 438 amino acids. Gene Ontology annotation, molecular function: epoxide hydrolase activity. The record is from RefSeq and is a predicted model, not a curated record. Lineage: Eukaryota; Viridiplantae; Streptophyta; Magnoliopsida; Brassicales; Brassicaceae. The transcript is spliced from 11 exons.